This is a messenger RNA of Leptinotarsa decemlineata (Colorado potato beetle), 3773 nucleotides long. Its product is annotated as MOXD1 homolog 1. Lineage: Eukaryota; Metazoa; Arthropoda; Insecta; Coleoptera; Chrysomelidae. Gene Ontology annotation, biological process: dopamine catabolic process; octopamine biosynthetic process; norepinephrine biosynthetic process. Gene Ontology annotation, molecular function: dopamine beta-monooxygenase activity; copper ion binding. The record is from RefSeq and is a predicted model, not a curated record. Gene Ontology annotation, cellular component: secretory granule membrane.
AGUUUAUAUUCUAUCAAACAGUCUACAAAUAUAUAGGGUUCAAUUCAAAAUUCUUCCUAAUUCCCCGUAUUUUCUUUUACAAAAUCAGAAGCAAUUGGUUAAUAUAUUAUAUCUUGGUGCAAACGGCACAAUCCCAUGCAGGUCAGCCCAUCUGUAUAGGUAGCUGACUGCCGAUUGGAAGGAAGAGGUUGCCCGCGGCACUGGCAUUCGUACCGUGUGGAACCUCUACUAUACCAUCAUCAUUGCCAUGCAUGCAUGCAUACAUUGCUCACCGGUCGGGCAUUGAGGCGAUCAACUAUUUUGCUUUCGAAUUUUCCAUCGUGUUUUUUUUUUAAUUUUCACAACGCGGUCUUCAAUUUCACUAGUUCCUUCGAACAGUUGUAAAAAGAAAGAUAGAUGACAGUGUCCUGGAAUUAUUGAAGAUUACUUGGAUUACUUUGAUAAAUCAGUGAUAUGUAUUUUUGAAUACCAACUUCAUGAUGAGGCACAACUCGAUUAUCUUGAUAUUUUUUACUGUAUUCCUAUCGAAGACGAUCGGCCUCGCCGAAGAUUUGUUGGACCAAUAUGUGAAACACGUCGAAAAAGUCAACAGAAUAUCGUACAAUGGCGGCGAAUCGAAUGAAUUCCCCAAGCCCUCUCACGAAUACAACCACCCGAAAGGACGACACUUAACGAGAAAUCUAAAAGUUGCCGUGGAGGAAUUUGAAGAAAAUAGCAUUUCUUCGGUAGAUCCUUUGAAAGUGUUUCCCGAUUUGGACAGUAUUCGGGAACGCAGAGACGCGUCCAGCGAUAUUUUGUGGACCCAUUCGGAGGUUUUGGACGACGAAGGACGAGUCGUCCUCAGGUGGCAACCGAGGCAUCAGGAAAUUCUGUUUCGAGUCGAGGCUAGGACGAGGGGGUACGUGGGGCUGGGCUUCAGCCCCGAUGGGAAAAUGGAAAAAUCGGACAUUAUACUCACCUGGGUGGACGAUAGACUGAAUCAACCCUUUUUGAUGGACUGCCAUGGCGUUCCAAAGAGGCAAGGCAGCGCACCUGUUAAAGACGAAAUGGAUAAUUACACGUUGAUGAGAGGGAUCCAAAAUGACACCCAUACCAUUAUCGAGUUUAGGAGAGCCUACGACACCUGCGAUCCGGAUGAUUACGUUUUAUCGAUAUGGGCGCUCCAUGACAAUGAUCCACCUCACGGAGCAGAGAUGGUCUACCAUGAAGAGAACAGAGGGUCUCAGAGCAUACAUUUACUGGGACCCCCUCCGGUGAUGAGAAUGCCCGUUGGCCAUUCCAGUCAAUGGAACGUCUUGUUUGAAAACCUAAAUGUUCCCAACGAGAUGACCACCAUGUACUGGUGCAAGAUAUUCAAAGCUCCGACGCUGAACAACAAGCAUCACAUUGUCGGCUUCGAGCCACUCAUCGGUCGAAACCACUCCGGUAUGGUGCACCACAUGAUCAUGCACGAAUGCGAUCUGGACGACUCCGACGACGUAGCGGUUUGGGACGCUUUCUCCAAAGAGGGAGGGAGACUGUGCUACGCCAACAUGCCUCCCUUGUGGGACAAGUGUCUGACGCCGCUGGUCGCUUGGGCGGUAGGAUCUAAAGGUGAAAAUUUUCCAAAUCACAUCGGUCUUCCUCUGGCGGAUAAGAAGAAUUCUUUUUAUAUGCUCGAAGUACAUUUCGACAAUCCUACUAUGAGAAGCGCCUCUGAUACAUCUGGCCUGCGACUGCACUACACCAGCGAGCUUCGACAGCACGAGGGCGGGAUCCUUAUUACGGGAGUGGCUCCAUCGACGCUGCACUUCGUUCCUCCCCAUCAGCCUGAAUACAAAACCGCUGGCUACUGCAGUGUGGACUGCACCAAAGAGGUGAUUCCAAAAGAUGGCAUCAAUGUAGUAUCCGUCAUGUUGCAUUCUCAUUCAGCUGCUAGAAAAUUGAAGCUGCGUCACAUCAGGGCUAUGAAAGAAUUGUCGCCUUUAGCUGAGGACAAUCAUUACGAUUUCAACUACCAACAGUCCCGCCGCUUAUCUCAGGAUACCCUAAUUCUUCCCGGCGAUGGUCUGAUCACGGAGUGCACCUACUCCACUCUGGGAAGGGACAAACCUACCCUAGGCGGAUAUUCCACCAAAGAUGAGAUGUGUCUUGCUUUUGUAUUGCACUAUCCCAGGACACAGCUCUCGGGAUGUUAUUCCAUCCCUCCUGUUAAAUAUUUCUUCGAAACACUCGGCAUAAGGGAGUUUUAUGGAAAGGAUAUGGUCAAUAUCGAGAAGGAUUUGCUUGAGGGAAAAAGAGAACCUGAACCUUUGCCAACUACCACUUCUAAACCGUUCAUUAUCAAACCCGGAGAUGAAAAUUCAGAAGAAGCCAACCAAAGAGCGAUUAUUGCUUUGAAAAAUGCUAAAGAGUACAGCAUAGAUGGCGAAUCCAGCGAGAGACACGUGUUUGAUAAGCUAGUCAUCAAAGAGCCCGCCGAAUUCAAAAAUUUAACUUUCACAGAACACUUGCACAACAUGCCUUACAAUGAGACCGUCUUCACUAAAAAGAUGGAAGAGUACUUUUACAAGGGUCUGCAUUUGACCUUUUGCAGGAAAAGAGAUGAUAGUUUGAUCAUUAAGGAAGAUAUUGUCAAACUGCCGGAAUUUCAAGAGUUUCAGCACAGGGAGAAUAUUCAGUGCAGUCACCGAACGAAAUCAACAGUCUUUGCUGCAACAUUAGAUUCCAAUUCAACUGGAUCGAGGGUAUAUCCAUAUCAGCUGUUUCAUUGCUUACUUCUCAUUUCUAUCAUCGUAUUGAAAGUGAUGGUUUCAUGAUGCACUUUCAUAUUAGUUGAACAGUUAACUAUAUGAGUUUUCUUGAAUUCUAAUUUCCAUGAGUUUAUAACAGAAAUUUCAAAAAUAUUCUGAUGAUCAAUUCCCAACAAGGAAAUAUUUUAAAGGGUGCAAACGUUAAUCCUUUCGAUCAUUAUUUCUGCAACGAAUAUUUUUGCACUUUUUGCAAUAUAACAAAAAUAAAGACUCCAACCAUCAUCUGAUAUUCCUCAUGUUGUUCUAGUUCAUUAUUGCAUUUUUACUGCUUAAUAUUGCCCUUCAUACUUGCGCGAUCAUAAAGACGAAAAAUGUGACUAAAUUAUUAAUAGAUUUUAUUGAAUAAAUUGCAAAAUUUGAAAUUGAAGUUGAGCUGCAAUAUUUUUUUGUCAAUUAGUUUGUAAUUUGUCAUAUUCUCUGUCUCAAUUUCUUACGGUAGUAACUUUCCUGUUGUUUUCUAUGCUUUGUUUGCAAUUUCUUCAGGAAAUCCGUGUUUUUGCACCGUUACUCUUGAAGUUUGAUUGGAACAAAUUUUUCUCAACAAAUAAAUACAAAAUUUUCGGAAUAACAAUUGUGGCCCAAUGAAAUGAAAAUGUUAAAAUCAAAAUUAUUUUUCAAUUUUAUAUAAAUAUUUACAUGUGAAUGCAAUAACGGACUAAAGGACAUAGAAGUCGACCAUAAACAUCUGCUUAAUACUCUUGAUAAAUUAAUAACGAUUGAUGGAUUCGAAUUUGUUUUAUGUAUAUGCGAACACUUAUUGUUGAAAAAUACCUCUCCGCCAACUUUUAUUUAUUUAUUGUUUUUUAUUUAUAUGAAAUCCACCUGUAUAUAUCUAAGUCAUUGUUGUACAUUUUACCAAAUAGUUAGUAUGUAAGGAAUAAAUCUAAAAAGUGCUGUGAAAUCUGAAUGUAUCCUUUUUUGUGUCUUAGUGUCUCCUUGUAUAUAUGAUUUUAAUAAAACUUUAUAAUUUUGGAUUGAAAA